This is a messenger RNA of Danaus chrysippus (African queen), 2364 nucleotides long. NCBI's taxonomy places the organism in Eukaryota, Metazoa, Arthropoda, Insecta, Lepidoptera, Nymphalidae. The record is from the annotation of a GenBank genome assembly.
UUGACGCCUAACUUGGACGUAUUGGCCAGUAGGAGUGUGGUACUUCAACAAUACUACAGCGAGGCGAUAUGCACUCCGGCACGUACAGCGCUACUCACCGGCAAAUACCCUAUGCGACUAGGUAUGCACGGAAUGCCGCUAUCUAAUGCAGAAGAUCGAGGCAUUCCAAUGUCAGAGCGACUGCUGCCUUCAUUUCUAAAGGAAAGAGGUUACAAAACUCAUUUGGUCGGUAAGUGGCAUGUGGGUAUGUCACGAAAGCAGUUCCUACCAACCAGAAGGGGAUAUGACAGUCAUUACGGAAUUCUCGGUGGAUCUGUAGAUUAUUAUACGCACAAUCAUAUUGAACUGUACGGUGAUGGAAGAAAGUUCUAUGGAACUGACCUUACGUUUAACGACAUCCCACAAGAUGACGAGGAUAGAUACAUUGUAGACGCACUAACUGAAAGGGCUAUGGAAAUCAUACAAAAUCACAAUGACUCAAGUCCAAUGUUCCUUCACUUGGCGCAUAACGUACCUCAUGCGGGUAAUGAUGGAGGGCUGCUCCAACCUCCAAAAGUACCACUGUCCAAGAGGAAUCAACAUAUUGCACAUUCUGACAGAAGACUCUAUGCAGAAAUGGUUACUCAUUUGGACCUUAGUAUUGGAAGAGUUGUGAAGGCUUUAGCAGAUAAAGGAAUGUUGCAAAACACUAUUAUUAUAUUCGUGUCUGACAACGGCGCCCCGACUGUAGGUAUGUUUAAUAAUUGGGGAGUGAAUUUACCUUUUCGAGGAAAGAAACAAACUCCUUGGGAAGGAGGCGUUAGAGUCCCAGCCUUUAUAUGGCAUCCCUCAUUAAGACCGAAAGUUUGGGAUGGACUUAUGCACGUUACCGAUUGGCUUCCCACUCUCAUGGGGGCUGUUGGAGGUGAAGUGAAUGUCCAGAUUGACGGUGUUAAUCAGUGGGAUUCUAUAUCACAAGAUGCAAAACCUAAAAGAAAAGAAGUAUUGAUUGCUAUUGAAGAGAGUGAUGCCUAUGUUUACGCCGCUUUUAGAGCUGGUGAUUAUAAGAUCGUUGUUGGAAAUGUGACCGGUUUAAGUAAUGGAUACUAUGGGGCUGAUUUUAUGACCUACAGAUCUUCCCCACCUGAUUAUUUUGCUACUCUUAAAUCGUCACAGGUAGCUAAGGUUUUUGAAUCAUUGAAUAUGAAAUUGGACUACGAUGAAGUGUUGGCUAUGCGAGAAGCAAGUAUUAUCAAACAAAUAGACCCAGUACGAGAUCUGACUUCAUGUGACCCUAGGCCUGAACGUGGAUGUCUAUACAAUGUUAAACUAGAUCCAUCGGAGAGUCACGACUUAUGGAGUAGUGGAACUAAAAUUACCGAUAAACUGUGGAGUAGAUUGAGGUCCUUAUGGUCAAUGCAAUUAAAAAGAGGACCAGCAAUAGUAGACCCUCGGGCCGAUCCAGUAAAUUUCGGUUACAGAUGGUUACCGUGGCUUAACGACAGUUCGCCAGUCAUGACCCUGAAUGAUAAUAAUGGUUGGGACGACGUGAGCUUUCACGGGUCGGAUCAAAUUUUGACACCGAAUAUAGACCUGCUCGCGUAUACCGGCGUCGCUUUAGAGAGAUAUUACAGUCAUUGCAUAUGCACGCCAUCGCGCGCCUCUCUCCUCACUGGGAAAUUCGCACAUGUCAUAGAUAGCACAGCUAUACGUUUUUGCACUCUUUUUCCGUGUAUGCAGGGCUACCCGUUGACAAAUGCGGAAGAUAGAGCUCUACCCCUUGGAGAGAAAAUUCUACCCCAAUAUUUAAAGGAUCUCGGUUAUGCCACACAUUUGGUUGGAAAAUGGCACGUUGGACAAGCACGAGCCGAACAUUUGCCCACAUUCCGAGGUUUUGACACGCAUUUCGGUCACAGGGGUGGCUAUAUAGAUUACUACGAAUACACGUUAUUGGAAAAUUGGGAUGAAGGAGACGUUUCUGGAUUUGAUCUUUUCCGAAAUAUGACGGCUGCUUGGGGAGUUGAAGGAUACAUAACAGAUGUUUACAAUGAAGAAGCUAAAUCAAUUAUUAAGGCACAUGACGUCUCAACGCCAUUAUUCGUUAUGGUUGCUCAUAACGCUCCUCACUCUGCAAACGAAGGUGCUUACAUGCAGGCACCGUCGGACGAGAUAAAUGGUGUUUAUUUAACAUCAAAGUGCGAAAUAGUGAAUUUAAUGGAAACACACAGUGAUGUUGCCAAGGAACUGCAUACGGAUUUAGAAAGAGAGAUAGCUAGAACAAUACCACGUACGAUCCUUCAUGAAUCAAAUCUAAAAGCAAUGCCCAAAUUACACAAUUACACAUGGGAUAUUUGGAAAACUUCAGAUAAAGAAGUUAUAGAAUAG